This is a messenger RNA of Sinocyclocheilus grahami, 390 nucleotides long. Its product is annotated as cyclic nucleotide-gated cation channel beta-3-like. Gene Ontology annotation, biological process: monoatomic cation transmembrane transport. The record is from RefSeq and is a predicted model, not a curated record. Gene Ontology annotation, molecular function: intracellularly cGMP-activated cation channel activity; protein-containing complex binding; cGMP binding. The transcript has 4 exons. Lineage: Eukaryota; Metazoa; Chordata; Actinopteri; Cypriniformes; Cyprinidae. The coding region runs from base 1 to 390 and encodes 129 amino acids. Gene Ontology annotation, cellular component: photoreceptor outer segment; intracellular cyclic nucleotide activated cation channel complex; plasma membrane.
AUGACAACAGAAUACUUUGUCCGCCUCUGUUACUAUGUAGCAUCAGAAUACGAGGGGCUAGGCAGCACUAAAUGGACAUAUGAUGGAAAAGGAAAUGCGUAUCUCCGCUGUUAUUAUUUUGCCACUCCUACACUGAUCACUAUCAGAGGUCUCCCCGAGCCUCAUACACUCUUUGAGAUCGUCUUCCAGCUGGUGAACUUCUUCACAGGAGUCUUUGUCUUCUCUAGCUUGAUUGGACAGAUGAGAGAUGUCACUGGAGCAGCUACGGCGGGUCAGACCUACUUCCGCGCCUCUAUGGACUCCUGUGUGGCUUAUAUGAACACCUACACCAUCCCAAAGCUGGUGCACUGGUGGGACUCCCAGGGCAUGCUGGGUAAGAGCUUACUGUAA